Lepisosteus oculatus (spotted gar) is the source of this 2914-nucleotide messenger RNA. It is a transcript of the gene zbtb7a, whose product is annotated as zinc finger and BTB domain containing 7a. Gene Ontology annotation, molecular function: protein binding; RNA polymerase II cis-regulatory region sequence-specific DNA binding; DNA-binding transcription factor activity, RNA polymerase II-specific. The record is from RefSeq and is a predicted model, not a curated record. NCBI's taxonomy places the organism in Eukaryota, Metazoa, Chordata, Actinopteri, Semionotiformes, Lepisosteidae. Gene Ontology annotation, biological process: regulation of transcription by RNA polymerase II.
UCAGCAGACAGUUCCAGAGGGCCGGAGGGAGAGCGAGCGAGGCUCCGCAGCAGCAGAGCUCGGCGACACAGCGGAGCAGCGCAGCACUCGCAGACAGGUGGACGGGCGGACGGGCAGCAGGACAGCAGGACGGACGCGCGGGGAGCUGCGAUCGGCGGCUCGGCGGCAGGCUGGUGGAAGAUGUCGUCGGGCGCCGGUGGGGGGGCGGCGGGGGCGGCGGAGGGCCCGGUGGGCAUCCCGUUCCCAGAGCACAGCGCGGACAUGCUGGGCGGGCUGAACGAGCAGCGGCUGAGCGGCCUGCUGUGCGACGUGCUGCUGGUGACGCAGGGCCGCGAGUUCCCCGCCCACCGCUCCGUGCUCGCCGCCUGCAGCUCCUACUUCCACAAGCUCUUCACCUCGGGGGCCGCGGCCGACCGCCAGAGCGUCUACACCAUCGACUUCGUGUGCGCCGAGGCCCUGGCCGCCCUGCUGGACUUCGCCUACACCGCCACGCUCACCGUGAGCCGCGCCAGCGUGGGCGACAUCCUGAGCGCCGCGUGCCUGCUGGAGAUCUCCCCCGUGCGCGACGUCUGCACGCACCUGCUGGACACCAAAGUGCUCUCCCCUCCGGUGGCGAGCAGGCAGCCUCAGGACGAGGAGGACCAGGGGAGGCUGGAGGGAGGAGAACUCAGCGACCCGGCCGAGAGGGGGAACCGGCUGCGGGCCCGCGAGUACCUGGAGUUCUUCCAGAACCACGGGUCCCACUGGAGCAGCAGCUGCAGCACGCCGGAGCUCAGGGACCUGCAGCCCUACCUGCACUUUAACCCCAACGGGGCCGAGAGCAACGGCACGCCGGCUGCCCCGGCCCCCAGCGGAUACUACUCCCCGCUGGGCCUCGCCCUGGGCCAGCCGCCCUCCGUCGGGCCCGCGAACCCGGAGGAAGACGAGGAGGAGGAGGAGGAGGACGGGGACGAGGACAGGGGCCGGGUGGACGGGGGGCAGGCCGAGGCGGGGGGCCUGCUGGCCUGGAUGGAGGCCGGGGGCAACGGCGGGGGGACCGUCCAGGCCUUUUACGCCUCUAAGAACGGACACUACGGCGGGCCUUACUUCCAGCAGGAGCCGAAGCUGGAGCGGGAGGGGGACCGGGAGCGGGACGGGCUGUCGGCCAGCGCCCUGCUCCAGCAGAUGAUGGACUCCCUCGGGCGGCAGAAGGAGCGGCCGGCGGCCGGGGAGGAGGUGGACGGCGAGGAGCCCGGCGUGGAGUUUUUCCUCAACUACUUCAACAGCGCGCAGCACGAGGAGGCGGCCGCCCAGCAGGGCCUCCUGCCCGUGUGGGCGCAGCGGGGCCCGGGCGGCGCGGCCGGGGGCGCCGGCGGGGAGAAGAAGAUGCGCUCGAAGGCGUUCCAGAAGUGUCCGAUCUGCUCCAAGGUGAUCCAGGGCGCGGGGAAGCUGCCGCGGCACAUCCGCACGCACACGGGGGAGAAGCCCUACGAGUGCGCCAUCUGCAAAGUGCGCUUCACCAGGCAGGACAAGCUCAAGGUUCACAUGCGGAAGCACACGGGCGAGAAGCCGUACCUGUGCACGCAGUGCGGGGCGGCGUUCGCGCACAACUACGACCUGAAGAACCACAUGCGCGUGCACACGGGCCUGCGGCCCUACCAGUGCUCCAGCUGCUUCAAAACUUUCGUGCGCUCCGACCACCUGCACCGCCACCUCAAGAAGGGCGGCUGCAACGGCAUCCCCUCGCGGCGGGGGCGCAAGCCGCGGGUGCGAGACCCCGCCCUGCUGGAGGCCAUGAGCGCCGGGCUGGGCGCCGCCGCCGUCUGCCAGCCCCACCGCAGCAGCAGGGAGAGGCGGCGUCUGGAGGCGGCGGCGGUGGCGGCGGCGGCGGCGGCGGCAGCAGAGGAGGAGGAGGAGGAGGAGGAGGAGCCCAGGAGCCCUGCAGAUGGCGCUGCCGAAACCCCACGGCAGCAGGCCGGCCCGCUGGGGCCGUGACUGAGACGCCCGCUGCCCCCGAGACAGAGACAGAGCGGGAGGACGCCGGGAGAGAGGAGGACGGGGUAAUGCGAUCGAGUAACAGAAAAAAAAAAAGACUCUUCUAUAAACCAAAUCAGGGUGUCACAAAAUCUAAUCUAAAGUUUCUCUUUCCAUUGCUUUGUUUGCAGGAAGGCCACAGCCCAGGGUGGUGGUCUAUUAAAAGAAUAAGGGAUGUUAAAGUGAUUCACGCAGCCUCCUCCUUUCUGGGGAAUUCGGAAUACGUGCUGGCUCCCCUGCCCCUGAGCCGCAGGGCGCGCGUGGCCUUCUUCCGUAGGGGCUGCUGUGCAGCUGAGAGGGUGGUUAUCAGCCCCGUCCGCUCUGUGGGCGUUAAAGAUCCCAGCGCGGCCUUGUCGAGAAUGAGAAAGAAGUGGCAGCUGGCUAAAUCCACGCAGGUCAGCGAAACGGCUGGCCUGGCUCACUUUAAAGCUUCUCGGGUUUCGUUCUGCUUUUAAAAAUUUCGAAAAAGAAAAGGGGAGCUCCCGCAGCAGAAUUUCCUGUCCACCUAGAAAGACAGCAGAUUGCGCUGACAGCCGCCGACGUGCUUUAUCCCAGGCAGCCAUCACAGGAAAACCCGCCUUGCCAGCUAUCGUCACAAUUUAAUUUUCCAUAUACGAUCGUGUAAAAAAAAAUCAGUUUAAAACACUGAUGCAAAGGCUGACGCAAGUAUUUUGCUAGAUAUUCCAGAAAGGACCAGGCAGAACACACGUUUAGUGUCUCUUAUUCUUUUAAAAAAAACUAUUUUGGUGAGAGUCAAAUCCACAACUGCGGGGACUCCACUGAAUCCAGGGAUUAGCAGGGGUGGUUCUGUGUUUCUCAAGCACUACCAGCCUCCUUCCAGCAGGAGGGGGUAUUGCACUGAACCUCCCCUUCAAAUCCCACCCAUCUCUGUCAGCUAUGU